This is a messenger RNA of Closterium sp. Naga37s-1, 603 nucleotides long. The record is from the annotation of a GenBank genome assembly. NCBI's taxonomy places the organism in Eukaryota, Viridiplantae, Streptophyta, Zygnematophyceae, Desmidiales, Closteriaceae.
AUGAGGCUGAGCGUGCGCGAGGUGGACAAGCUGCGGCUGCAUGCAGCAGGCGCGCUGGCGCAGAGGCGCCUGGCGCGCGGAUUGAAGCUCAACUACCCCGAGGCGGUGGCGCUCAUCGCCACGCAGGUAGGGGGAAGGGGGAAGGGGGAAAGGGGAAGGGGGAAGGCGCAGAGGCGCCUGGCGCGCGGAUUGAAGCUCAACUACCCCGAGGCGGUGGCUCUCAUCGCCACGCAGGUGCUGGAGUAUAUUCGAGAUGGCAAGAGCGUUGCAGAGCUCAUGGACCUCGGCAAGCAGCUUCUGGGAAGGCGCAACGUGCUGCCAGCGGUGCCAGUGCUGCUAGACGUGGUGCAGGUGGAGGGAACCUUUUCUGCCCUCGACUCACAAGCCCCCCUCUCCCAUCCCCCCCUCCCACACAUCAGGCGCAACGUGCUGCCAGCGGUGCCAGUGCUGCUAGACGUGGUGCAGGUGGAGGGAACCUUCGCAGAUGGCACGAAGCUGGUGACGGUGCAUCACCCAAUCAGCCGCGAGGACGGAGACCUCUCCCUCGCUCUGCACGGCUCGUUUCUGCCAGGUGAGGGGUCUAGUGGGAUGAGGAUGGGGUGA